AGGGUCGUCCGCAGGGCGGCCGGGUGGGGGUCGGAGUCCAUGGAGGGUCGCAGUGUCACCCCCUUCUCCUGUGAACUCGGGGCACGGGGUUCCGGGGGAAGGGUGGGAGGAGUUACAUUGUUGGAGGGGGUGGAGGUCGUGUGGACGCCACGCCCCUACAGGAAGGAAAGGAGAGAGUGUGUGUCUGUGUGGGGAUGUGUGUUUAGGAAUAAACUUGGAGGGGAUGGGGCGACAUCCGGGCUGAGAAAUAGGAACACUGUGGGGCUGCUGCAAGCAGGACUUGGGCCUUAAACAUUCCAGGAGAGUGUUCUCGGGAGUAGCCCCGGGAAGGACUUUAACAGAGGUUGGGAAUUAUAUCUCUGGCACAGUUUUGCAAGCGGAGGGGGAGCUUAGUUGAAGGAAAAGGAGCAAAGAAUGCAUGUAGAAGAUGCCAACGUCUCGGUCUGGAAAGGAUUCAUUAGUUUAGUUGAAGAGGGCUGGUGGAUUAAAACACUUAGCACCCUAAGAAGCUGGGGAGAUUCGAUUAUUAUGUUGGGCUUUAGACAGGCGGGCAGAAGAAAGGGCAUUCUCUUCUCGAUUUCUUAGAAGACAGUCUCCGGUUACUUUUCUGUGGCGAGAAUGGGUACGACCCAUCUUUUAUCCUGAAUCGCGUAUAUGUUUGUACAUAUAUAAUGUUUAUAUUACAUGUGUUUGUAUAUAAACACACUAUUGAGGUGACUGUGUUCUGGCGUGCGAUACGUGAGUUAAGUAGGUGCUUUGUAUAACCUUGCGGAGUGUUUAAAGUUUUUUGAUGAUAGAAUCUAGUAUGCACUCUUAGGUGGGGAGUGGAAACUAGAAGGUUUUAGGACUCUCUUUGGGUAUGUGCUAGAUUAGAGAGUGUUAUAAUGUUUAAAUGUUCUGCAGGUUAACACGAAAAUCUGCCACCUGGGCCAUGCCGCUUCUAAGGCCUGUUUCUUAUGAGCCUCCGCAGAAGACAGAUGGGCCAGUUCUUACAGUGGAUAACUUCCCCUGCCUGAGCAAGAGAUGGGAUAGUAUCUGGGAUCUGCCCAUCACCAGACUCUGAGCUUAAUAAGGCAGCUGAAUGAAGGGAGGUAACGGACCCCUGAGAGGGGCACUGAAGUCUGCAGUGGGGGGGGAGGGGCCUGGACACACCCCUUCCCCCCCAGACUCCUCCCUGUCAGGGUCAGCUCAGCCAUGGACUUUGGACCUGGAUAAGAAGAGAGAAGCUGCACUUUGGUGGAUCUGAUUUGGGAUUCUCAGUUUUGAAAAUGGAGUGCUGAAUGGGGGUUUGAUGAUCUCCUGGGGAGCAACUGAGACAAGAGGAAAGGUACUGCUGGCUGCAUAAUGAAUCACCCCAGAACUUAGUGGCUUACAGCAACAGAAUCAUUUCAUUAACGUCUCAGCUAUGUGGUUCUUGCUUGUGGUCUUUCACACGGUUGCAGUCAGAACCAAAGGGAGGGAGCACAGACCCUCCGCUCUGGAGCCAGGACUGUCUUUGUCACUUGUAAGAAGAGCGUAUGGAAUGGGAUAUGUGCGGUCAUCUUUGGAAAAUGUAACGCUUCACGCUCUUGCUGCUGCUUUGACCAUCUUUCCCCCCGGUUUCGCUAACAGUGUGAGCAGUCUUCCAUCUAGCCGCUUGAACCUCACGCAUGUGCCAAGCACUGUGACGGGCACAGAAGUCAGAGUCUUCUUUCCUAAGGAGGAAGGUGGGAGUCAGGUGCAUGGCUGCUUGCUAAUCCCAUAGUCCAGAGGAAGCAUCCCCAGGACUGCAGGCAAGGGAGCCGGGCAAGCCGCGGGCAGCCUUGAACCCUCCGCUUGCCUGCCCUCCCCGGUGGGGGCCAGGAUGCUGAAGAAGCAGUCUGCAGGGCUUGUGCUGUGGGGCGCUAUCCUCUUUGUGGCCUGGAAUGCCCUGCUGCUCCUUUUCUUCUGGACACGCCCAGCACCUGGCAGGCCACCCUCAGUCAGUGCUCUGAAUGACGACCCUGCCAGCCUCACGCGGGAAGUGAUUCGCCUGGCCCAAGACGCCGAGGUGGAGCUGGAGCGGCAGCGUGGGCUGCUGCAGCAGAUCGGGGAUGCCCUGUGGAGCCAGCGGGGGAGGGUGCCCACAGCGGGCCCUCCCGCCCAGCCGCACGUGCCUGUGACCCCAGCGCCAGCGGUGAUUCCCAUCCUGGUCAUCGCCUGUGACCGCAGCACUGUUCGGCGCUGCCUGGACAAGCUGCUGCACUACCGGCCCUCGGCUGAGCGCUUCCCCAUCAUCGUCAGCCAGGACUGUGGGCACGAGGAGACGGCGCAGGCCAUCGCCUCCUACGGCAGCGCGGUCACGCACAUCCGGCAGCCGGACCUGAGCAGCAUCGCGGUGCCGCCGGACCACCGCAAGUUCCAGGGCUACUACAAGAUCGCGCGGCACUACCGCUGGGCGCUGGGCCAGGUCUUCCACCGGUUUCGCUUCCCCGCGGCCGUGGUGGUGGAGGAUGACCUGGAGGUGGCCCCGGACUUCUUCGAGUACUUCCAGGCCACCUAUCCGCUGCUGAAGGCCGACCCCUCCCUCUGGUGCGUCUCGGCCUGGAAUGACAACGGCAAGGAGCAGAUGGUGGACUCCGGCAAGCCCGAGCUGCUCUACCGCACCGACUUCUUUCCCGGCCUGGGCUGGCUGCUGCUGGCCGAGCUCUGGGCCGAGCUGGAGCCCAAGUGGCCGAAGGCCUUCUGGGACGACUGGAUGCGCCGGCCGGAGCAGCGGAAGGGGCGGGCCUGCAUACGCCCCGAAAUCUCGAGAACGAUGACCUUUGGCCGCAAGGGUGUGAGCCACGGGCAGUUCUUUGACCAGCACCUCAAGUUCAUCAAGCUGAACCAGCAGUUUGUGCACUUCACCCAGCUGGACCUGUCCUACCUGCAGCGGGAGGCCUAUGACCGGGACUUCCUCGCCCGCGUCUACGCGGCUCCGCAGCUGCAGGUGGAGAAAGUGAGGACCAAUGAUCGCAAGGAGCUGGGGGAGGUGCGGGUGCAGUAUACCGGCAGGGACAGCUUCAAGGCCUUCGCCAAGGCUCUGGGUGUCAUGGAUGACCUUAAGUCGGGGGUUCCGAGAGCUGGUUACCGGGGUAUUGUCACCUUCCAGUUCCGGGGCCGCCGUGUCCACCUGGCGCCCCCGCCGACGUGGGAGGGCUACGAUCCUAGCUGGAAUUAGCCUGUCCUUCGUGGGCCCCUCCUUACCACAUCAUGAGCUGAGGUGGGACCACAGUCCCCAGGCUGCAUCGGCCUGCCUGUGUUUCCCUCUUAGGUGCAUUUAUCUUUUUGAUUUUUCCGAGUGGCAUUUAAGUGCACAAAUGAUAACGUGAGGAUGAUUCUCCCGUUCUCAAGGGAGUCAGAUCAGGGGAACUAUUCUAGGGUAUGUUGUGGGGUAUUAAGCAGGAAACCACUGUGUGGUAGGGGACACUGGGCUUGUUGAGGCCAGAAAUGUCCACGUCCUGAGUGUUCUCCUGGAGCAUGUGCGGAGGGUUUGGCAACGUUUGCCCUCUUGACCAGACCCUUCUCCCUGACGUGGCUUUUCCAGCCAGGGCAUGAGCCCUCCUUCUAUACCUGUUCCCUUUCCCCCAGUGGGGGCUGGGUUAUGGGAGAAGGGGACAUAUUUGUGGCCAAAAUGAUACUAACCAAAGGGGCUGCCUUGUCAGGGCCUGGUGGAGUUGGUGGGUCACUGGGGCUCACUGCCUCGUCCUUCUCUCCUGUCUCUGACCCCCACUCAGCCCUUCUCUCCCUGCAGCCUAGCAGUUUAUCAUUCUGAGAUGGAAAGUUGAAGGGGGCAAGCAAGACCUCUCCUCAGCCUAUGCCCAGCUGUCAGGGGAGAGGUGCAGGGAGGAAGGCCUUGUGCUGGGACAGCCGCUCUCUUGCCUUACCUCGGAGAGGGACUGUGCCCUGACCCCUCCUUUCUGAAAAUCAGUCCCCUCCCUGUUGCUCUAGGAGGCUCCUGCUGGCUUGGUAGAAGACAGAAUUCGAUCCGCGUGUCCCUUUUUCCUCUGGGGUUUGGCGCAUAGGCUCCUCCCUGCAGGCUGUGGCUCUGGUGGCCUCUCAGCAUGAGGUGGACCAGUGACCAGGACGCCUCUGGCCCAGUGCUGCCCAGCCUCCCUGCCCACUCCCAGGCGCCCCAUGUCCUCACAGGCCAGGAUGCCAUGGCAGGGUGGAGAGGACUUGGUGGAUUUUUGCUUCUUGCCUGACCUCAGUUUCAUGAAAGAAAGUGGAAGCUACAGAAUUAUUUUCUAAAAUAAAGUAAAGGCUGAAUUGUCUGAAAAAUA
Messenger RNA from Macaca mulatta (Rhesus monkey), 4283 nucleotides. The record is from RefSeq and is a predicted model, not a curated record. Lineage: Eukaryota; Metazoa; Chordata; Mammalia; Primates; Cercopithecidae.